Messenger RNA from Nematolebias whitei (Rio pearlfish), 1332 nucleotides. Its product is annotated as solute carrier family 35 member D3. The record is from RefSeq and is a predicted model, not a curated record. Lineage: Eukaryota; Metazoa; Chordata; Actinopteri; Cyprinodontiformes; Rivulidae. Bases 1 to 1332 code for a protein of 443 amino acids. The transcript has 4 exons. Gene Ontology annotation, cellular component: Golgi apparatus. Gene Ontology annotation, molecular function: antiporter activity.
AUGGACGUGUUCCGGAGCCGCCUGUUGGGGAUCUCCGUGGCCGUGGCGCACGGGAUCUUCUCCGGGUCCCUGAACAUCCUGCUCAAGUUCCUCAUCAGUUCUUACCACUUCAGGUUCCUGACCCUGGUCCAGUUCCUGACCAGCCUCACGGCCGCCCUGACCCUGGAGACCCUCAGGAGGCUGGGCCGGGUCCACAUCCCCCCCUUCAGUCUGCAGCUGUCCAAGGAGUUCUCCUCGGUGUGCGUCCUGUCCACUCUGCAGUCCACCCUCACCCUGUGGUCUCUCCGCGGCCUCAGUCUUCCGAUGUACGUCGUCUUCAAGCGUUGUCUGCCGCUCUUCACGCUCUGCAUCGGCGUGUGCGUGCUGAGGAACGCCAUGCCGUCCGUCGGCGUGGUAACGGCCGUCCUCAUCACCACCGGAGGAGCCGUGCUGGCCGGUGCGGGCGACCUCACCGGUGAUCCCUUUGGGUACGUCACCGGUGUUCUGGCUGUGAUUGUCCAUGCCUCCUACCUGGUUCUGAUACAGAAAACCAGUCUGGACAGCGAGUACGGACCUCUGACGGCCCAGUAUGCCAUCACCAUCAUGGCGUCCCCGGUUCUGCUCAUGUGCUCCAUGAUCUCCAUGGACGCUUUCAACAUGUGGUCCUACGAGGGCUGGAAGGAGCCUCAGAUCACCAUCAUCUUCAUCUUCUGCAUCUUCAUCGGCUGUGCCAUGAACUUCACCACCCUUCACUGCACCUACAUCAACUCGGCCGUUACCACCAGCUUCGUCGGCGUCGUCAAGAGCAUCGCCACCAUCACGGUCGGUAUGCUGGCCUUCAAGGAUGUUUCACCGACCCGGCUGUUCAUCGGUGGUGUGGUGGUGAACACCAUCGGCUCCAUCACCUACUGCGUGGUCAAAUACUACGAGACAAAGAAGAAGAGUUUGUACGAGGACCUGGAGAAGACGGAGAAGGACGCCUCACAGCCCGAAGAAGACCCUUACAGAGAGAAACCACCAGUGAACGGUGCAGGGCCAACUGCUGGAUCUGAUCCAGGACAACCAGAGCCAAGAGAAGAACUGAGAGGUGACCAGAAGGAGGAACCAGCAUCCCAUCUGGCUAAUGGAGAAGUAUGUUUGGGAGCCAGUGGACCAGGAGGCGGAGGACUGAAGUCUGGAGUCAUGACUGAAACAGAGGCGCUGGAGAUGCAGAGGGAGCACCUCCACAGGGAGAGCGCCCCCUCCGCUCAGUCGCUCAGCGACAGCUUUGUAGGAGUGUGGAGGUCCAUCAGACACCUGCACUUCAAAAAGGAGGAAAAUUUAAUUGAUAACAUGGAGGUGCAGAGUCCGUAA